This is a messenger RNA of Canariomyces notabilis, 672 nucleotides long. RefSeq lists its product as uncharacterized. The coding region runs from base 1 to 672 and encodes 223 amino acids. The transcript is spliced from 2 exons. Lineage: Eukaryota; Fungi; Ascomycota; Sordariomycetes; Sordariales; Chaetomiaceae. The record is from RefSeq and is a predicted model, not a curated record.
AUGGCGCCGGUCAGGUCUUUCCUCGUCGCCACCUUCCUUUCCAGUUUGCUUUCGACGGCAACUGCUCAUUUCGAGCUCAUUCAGCCCCCUCCGUUGGGAGACGGGAAUGAGGACGGACAAGUCAACGGCCCGUGUGGGGGCGUCACGGUGAACCUCGACCAAGACGCCAAAACCGACUUCCACGUUGGCGGCGACGCUGUUGCAGUGCUUUUGGCACAUCCACAAGCGAAUUGGCUCAUACGCGGUACCCUUGACCCAACCGGGGCCGGGAACUGGACUCAGCUCUUCCCAAUCGUCAUGCAGAGCGGCCGUGGGAACUUUUGUGAGCCGGCCGUGGCGGCGCCAGCAGAAUGGGCGGGUAAAAAGGGCAUCAUCAGCACCGUUUGCAAUGCCCCCGACGGGCUGCUUUUCCAGUGUGCCGCAGUCAAUUUCGUGUCGGGCGCCAAUACAUCACCAUCCUGCAGCAACGGAAGUGCAGUGAGCGUCAGUUUCACCGGCGACACGACGCUUGCAGCCCUUGUAGGUGCAUCAAGUCAGCCAUCAAAUACCUCAACCAACCCAACACCUACACCAUCUGGUAAUUCAGCUGCUGCAAUGUUGGGCGGCCCAUCGGCAGUUGGGAGCUUCAUCACAGCGGCGGUUUUGCUCCUUGCGGGAGCGGCAAUGUUUUGA